AUGCCAGCGGUUGGUGACCAGCAUAAGCCGAAUGGCAGCACGACGAGCAACCCGUUCGAAGAUCAACCUCUCCGGAUAACAGAAUAUACUGCGCAAGAAAUAGCCACGUUACAGAGUCGAUUGGACAAGCAACUCGGGCCAGAAUAUAUCUCCUCAAGAGCAGGACCGGGUGGCUCAAAAGUGCAUUAUCUUGCGGCGGAGAAGGCCAUCAGCCUUGCCAACGAAGUCUUUGGCUUCAAUGGCUGGAGUAGCUCCAUUCAAAACAUUCAAAUCGACUUUGUCGACGAGAACCCGCAGACCGGAAAGAUUUCCCUCGGGCUGUCAGUUAUUGUGCGAGUGACACUGAAAGAUGGCACACACCACGAAGACAUUGGCUACGGCCAGAUUGAGAACUGCAAGGGCAAAGCUGCGGCAUUCGAGAAAGCAAAGAAGGAGGGUACUACAGAUGCACUGAAAAGAGCACUCAGGAACUUUGGCAACGUCUUGGGGAACUGCGUUUACGACAAGGCCUACUUGCAGAAAGUCACCAAACUGAAGGUUGGGGCUACCAAAUGGGACGAAAGCAUGCUGCACCGACACGCAGACUUUGCACCCAAGAAAGAACCAGACGAAGUCAAGCGAAUCUUGCCAGCCGCCGCAUUAGAAGGCGCCUCAGAGCCGGCGAGGCCGAAUCCAACUGUCCUCGCACAAGAAGAAACCACGGAAUUCGAGGACAGUUUCGAGCUUGCAGAUUUUGAGGAGAUGGACUUCUGUGAAGACAACACAGGUCAUCCAGAUGAGGUCGCUUUGCCCGCAGCAAAAGUGGAUCCAACACGCAAGUCAGCUAAUUCCGCUCCAGAACGAUCGUUCCCGCCACCGAGAGCUGAUCUGACCACACCGUCCAAGCAACAGUUAACAGGCCCGCCUGGCCCUCGGCCUGAGGCCUCAAGGGCUCCCCAGAUCUCUGCUCCGUCCAACGUCAUACCCCAUCCGCUGCCCGGCCAGCGAGCACAAGCUCCGUCUGGACCUGCCACGAGGCCUCCGGCGGAGAAUGUGCCUCGGCUGUCUUCGCCUCUGCAAACUGGUCAAGUCAUGGGCUUCUAUUCAGCCAAGGCCGCUGACAGUCUGGAUGGGAACAACAGUGUGAUUGGAGGCGGACCAGCCGCUGCGCCCAGAUUCAACCCUCACGCCGACAGUCCGUCGAUUCGCAAAACAUCUGGAGUCAAUCACAGCAAGUCCGUUCCUCUGAAGCGAGAUUUAUCCGUAGACACCACGCCCAUAAGACGGGACCUUGUCAAUCCUCAAGCAGAGCAGCUUAGGCGAGUAGGCGCUCCGGGGGCCAGUGGACAAUUCCCUGGUACCCGAGGGCCAAGCACUUCGGCCUAUCGACCUCCUACGAGACGAGGGCCGCUGGAGUUGAAUGCAACCCAUGGUUCGAAUCUGGCCGAGGUUGGCGCAGGAGACCGUGGGUUGCAAGCUGCCAAAAGAACGCCGCUAGGAGAUGUAAGCAACGUCCAGCAUCAUGUCACGGCGGUCACAACAGAUGGGGCCGACGCAAAGAGACAGCGCGUGGCAGAAGCGCUGCCACAUGGUGAAGCUGAGACGACGAAUAAUCAACCGAGCAGCAAUGACGGAUGA
Molecule: messenger RNA, 1617 nt
Organism: Cladophialophora carrionii CBS 160.54
Lineage: Eukaryota; Fungi; Ascomycota; Eurotiomycetes; Chaetothyriales; Herpotrichiellaceae
Exons: 2
Coding region: 1-1617 (538 amino acids)
Biological process (GO): DNA recombinase assembly; double-strand break repair via single-strand annealing; double-strand break repair via homologous recombination
Cellular component (GO): nucleus
Source: RefSeq, a predicted model, not a curated record